Messenger RNA from Paramecium tetraurelia, 327 nucleotides. RefSeq lists its product as uncharacterized. The transcript has a single exon. NCBI's taxonomy places the organism in Eukaryota, Ciliophora, Oligohymenophorea, Peniculida, Parameciidae. The record is from RefSeq and is a predicted model, not a curated record.
AUGAGACGGCUUAUGGAGGUGUUAUUAAAAGAUCAAGAUAUUUUAAAGAAUAAUGUUCAAAAUUUGCAUAUUGGAUUUAAUUAGUAUAAAGUUCCUGCUUUAACCCAAAUUUAAAAUCAAGUAAGAAAAUCUGUGGUUUAACAACCAGAGGGAGAAUCUAUAAUUUAGCCCAAAAUAUUAGCCAAAGAUGAUAGUAAAACAAGUAAGAAUAAUAAGAAGUAAAAUUCGCAAAGUCGUUCAUAAUCAAAUAAGAAGCUUGGAGAUAAAAUUAAUUUUAAAUUGAAUCGAACUAAAACUAGUAAGCAGAUUUUACAUUAAAAGAAAUGA